UUACAAACACGGAAAUACAGUGUAGUUAGAACGACGUCAACGUUGAAUCGCUGAUGCAGAUGUCAACUAUUUGGACGAUAGCUGAUUUGAUAUUCAUAGAGAAAUUACUCACAAUUUAGACACAUACCUAGCUACAACAUAUUCCGUUUUCCGUUAUAUGGAGUUUUUGCAGUUUCUGUCAUGGGCGUGCAUCGUAUUUACAGUCGGGAUGUUCUCGACUGGACUGACGGACCUGAAGAAGAUGAGAGCUUCCAAAAGUGCAGAUAACGUCCAGUUCCUUCCCUUCCUCACCACAUGCCUCAAUAACCUGGGCUGGCUGUAUUAUGGGAUACUGAAGACGGAUGGGACUCUGGUCCUGGUUAACACCAUAGGAGCCUGUCUACAGUCCCUCUACAUCCUCUCCUACUGCCACUACACCUACGAUAAGAGGCGAGUGACCUCUCAGACGUUACUAGCAGGAGGAGUGGUCUGUGGAGGCUGGCUGUACUUCAGUGUUCUCCUUCCUCAGGGAGAGUCUCAGCUGGCCCAGUUAGGCCUCACCUGCAGCCUGUUCACUGUCAGCAUGUACCUGAGUCCACUCGCUGACCUGAUGAAGAUAGUGCGUACAGGUAGUGUGGAGUGUUUGUCCUUCUCUUUGACUGUAGCUACCUUCCUCACCUCAACAUCCUGGACGCUCUAUGGGCUACAGCUGCAAGACUACUAUAUCAUGGUUCCAAACACGCCAGGCAUCGUGACCAGUCUCAUCCGGUUCUUCCUGUUCUGGAGAUUUGCGUCUGUCAAUCAAGGUGUGCCGUCCUAUAAGCUCAUCGAAAUCUAAGUGGCUGGAGACUCGCCCACCAACGGUUACAAGGGAGAGAGAGAUAACAGGCUUCUUGACCCUAUCAUGGGCAGGCUGUCAAUCACGGAUAUUGUUACUCAUAUUCUAAAUGAUUCAUGAUCACUCCUACCCACCAAGGGUUUAAGAAGUCUUUCUCCACUCAAGGCAGUUGUCCCUAAUCACAGAUCUAGGAUCAGAGUACCCUAGCAAUAGGGGAUGAAAAAUGCUGAAUAAAUAUCUGACCCUGUGUCAGUGGAUAGGGGCAUCUCCCUCCACCACUUUCUUUUAGUGCCUUCUGUCCUAGUCUGGGACAUAAUUACUGCCACCUGAGAUAACCAAACUCAACCAUGGGCGUGACAGUCCUGCCCUGUCAAUCACAGUAGUCUCUGUUACCCAGUGGGAGGUUUUUGCUCUUAGCAUCAAAGCGCUGCUAUUGAAUCCCUCUAACAGGGCAGGAUGAUCCCGCCGCUAGUGGGGUUUGAGACCCCACUCACCUUUUAUAGUUGACUUGUAUGUCCUCAUCACUAUGGUACCCUGUAAACUAGGGGUGAACAACUCUGUUCCUGGGUGCCACAGUAUCUGCUGGGUUAUUAUCCUUCUGUUUUAACUAGACUGAUGUAUACCUGUAUAACCAGCCGUCUACGGUCUAGACCCGCUAGUCAAUCAGUGAUAUGAAUGGAUCAAUGAAGUACCAAGGAGAGAUGAAAACCAGCAGGACUGUGUGGUUCUAGUAGGACUAGUUGUAGCUGGGGUUUAGAGCCCUCAGUUGUGCAUUCCUAAAAGGGUUGCAAAAUUCCGGGAACGUUCAAUAAAGUCUUUCCGAAAUCCCGGUUGGAGAAAUCCCAGAAUCUGAAGGGAAUAAUAAGGAAGCCUGGAACCCUCCAACCAGGAUUUCUGGAAAACCAGGGAACCCUACUCUUAAGCAGACGUCAUGUACUCUACAUAAUUAAUAAGGAAGUCUGGAACCCUCCAACCAGUAUUUCUGGAAAACCAGGGAACCCUACUCUAAGCAGACGUCAUGUACUCUACAUAAUUAAUAAGGAAGUCUGGAACCCUCCAACCAGUAUUUCUGGAAAACCAGGGAACCCUACUCUAAGCAGACGUCAUGUACUCUACAUAAUUAAUAAGGAAGUCUGGAACCCUCCAACCAGGAUUUCUGGAAAACCAGGGAACCCUACUCUAAGCAGACGUCAUGUACUCUACAUAAUUAAUAAGGAAGUCUGGAACCCUCCAACCAGUAUUUCUGGAAAACCAGGGAACCCUACUCUAAGCAGACGUCAUGUACUCUACAUAAUCGGUACUUUGUCUCUAAAUCCAUGAACUGAGGGAAGACUCUUUCUGUGUGAGCGGUUGUUACUAAGAUUUCCAUUCCUAUUUUGUUUCGUGCACAAUGUUUUUGUUUGUUGUAUUUGGGUCGUAUGCCUUCGUGUGCAUGUUCACAAGAUGUUUUUGUUUAUUUUAUUGUUUUACAUUGGUCCAAACUAAAUAUAAUGUAAGUAUAUUGUCUAUGCUAUUUUGUGUUAGAUGCAAUGGAUUGUGAAUAGGAUAUUCUACAUAUGCUAUUAUAAUGGGAUAUUAUCACUAUGGAAAUAAGGGAGUUGGGGCUUUGCUGGGUCUUCAGACUAAUUGAAUAAAUGAUUUAUACUGUUGUCUAA
Coregonus clupeaformis (lake whitefish) is the source of this 2472-nucleotide messenger RNA. Its product is annotated as sugar transporter SWEET1. Gene Ontology annotation, biological process: carbohydrate transport. NCBI's taxonomy places the organism in Eukaryota, Metazoa, Chordata, Actinopteri, Salmoniformes, Salmonidae. Gene Ontology annotation, molecular function: sugar transmembrane transporter activity. Bases 158 to 817 code for a protein of 219 amino acids. The record is from RefSeq and is a predicted model, not a curated record. The transcript has 7 exons. Gene Ontology annotation, cellular component: membrane.